AUGAAUGAAGCAAAGUAUAGAAGUUGUGUAGGUGCAUUAGUAUUUAAUCAAGAUAAUCAGGUAUUAAUAUGCAGAAGGUCCUCAAAAAAGAAAACUUGUGUAGGAAAGUGGCAAUUCCCACAAGGUGGAGUUGAAGUUGAAAAGAAUGAGGAUUAUUACCAUGCAGUACUAAGAGAAAUCAAGGAAGAAAUAGGAUUGGAACCAUCAUUAGAAACUUUAAAAUAUGUCUCAAAACUUCAAAAUCCAAUAUCAUAUCUUUACAACCAAGAUGAACCAGUGCAAAGAAGUCAAGGCCACACAGGACAAAUGAUUCAUUGGUAUUUAUUUUAUCUUCCAAAAGACUUAAUUUCUCUUGUCAAUUUAAAUAACGAAUCACCACCAGAGUUUGAUCAAUGUAAAUGGACAAGUUUCGAUGAGUUUUUAAAAGAUAACGAUAUGAUGGUACCAUUCAAAAGAGAAAUGUUUAAUACUCUAUUUUUCGAAACCCAACCAAUAUAA
Molecule: messenger RNA, 498 nt
Organism: Dictyostelium purpureum
Lineage: Eukaryota; Evosea; Eumycetozoa; Dictyosteliales; Dictyosteliaceae
Exons: 2
Coding region: 1-498 (165 amino acids)
Molecular function (GO): ADP-ribose diphosphatase activity; NADH pyrophosphatase activity; NAD binding
Source: RefSeq, a predicted model, not a curated record